Molecule: messenger RNA, 1934 nt
Organism: Neurospora crassa OR74A
Lineage: Eukaryota; Fungi; Ascomycota; Sordariomycetes; Sordariales; Sordariaceae
Product: DNA-directed RNA polymerase II polypeptide
Exons: 4
Coding region: 574-1089 (171 amino acids)
Biological process (GO): positive regulation of translational initiation; transcription initiation at RNA polymerase II promoter; positive regulation of nuclear-transcribed mRNA poly(A) tail shortening
Cellular component (GO): RNA polymerase II, core complex; P-body
Molecular function (GO): single-stranded RNA binding; translation initiation factor binding; single-stranded DNA binding
Source: RefSeq, a predicted model, not a curated record
GCCUGGUCUGGUUGAAUGAUAUGAUGGAAUUGGGAUAUUUGGUGUUGAAGUUGUGGACAACACCGAAUCCCGGCAGCGCCAAGACCGCUUCCGUGUGGUCAGUGCUGUUCCUUGCAGAUUGUGCACGAGCCAUGUGCUAAACGUCAAGGGACGAGUGACAGGCCAAGCUCGCAAGGCAAAGUCCCGAAACCGCGUCUGCGGCGGUCUCUGUGUUGGAGGCUACCACUUCCAGAACCUCCAAGCUUUUGUUCCAUCAUAGUCGAUAUCUAGUGUAUUCCGUCAGCCUUGCUCUCCCGUCACGACGUCUCCCCACAAAACCAAGUAUCACCUUCGACACGAUCCCUACACCAACAUUCUUGCUGUCGAUUUUCGCAUCUCGCCCUCACUGUCAUUUUCGUCCCGACACGCGACUUCAAUUGCCCAAGUCUCGACAGCACUGCCGCCGCCGUCGCACCCCUCGACACGACAGCCGCGCGAAGGCAUCCCGAGGCGCAUAACCUCUCCAGGGCAUCGUCUUAUCGACGCCCACUUUCAGCCGACGACACCCCGAUCCCACAGUACUAACCCGCCACAAUGUUUUUCCUCCAUAACCUCGAGCGGCGGGUUACCCUGCAUCCAUCCUAUUUCGGCAGGAACAUGCACGAACUUGUCACGACCAAAUUGGUCAAGGACGUGGAAGGGACGUGUGCCGGUGAUUACUACAUCAUUGCCAUCAUGGAUGCGUUCGACGUUAGCGAGGGCCGCAUCCUCCCCGGAAACGGCCUGGCCGAGUUCACUGUGAAGUACCGUGCUGUGGUUUGGAGGCCGUUCAAAGGCGAAGUGGUGGAUGCUAUUGUCUUUUCCAUCAAUCCUCACGGCUUCUUCUGCCAAGCUGGCCCGCUCUCCAUCUUCGUUUCAUCUCACCUGAUGCCCGAAGAAAUCCACUUCGACCCCAACGCGACGCCUCCUCAGUUUACCAAUAACGCUGAUAUGGUCAUUGAGCCCGGUACGCACGUGCGCGUCAAGAUUGGUGGCUUAAGAACGGAAUUGGGUGAGAUGUAUGCCAUUGGCAGCAUCAACGGAGAUUUCCUUGGGUGUCUGCAAGCAUAAGGGACUUGCAAGAUGCAAGAAGGUCAUUCCCAAACGAAGGGUUUGGACUCGCUCAACUACUACGAGGUACUCGCUCAACAGAAUCCUAGUGAAGCCACGAGUUAGAGUAUACCCUGGGUUUACAUCAACAGUUCUGGUCGGCUGAUGAAGCCUCUGGCCCGGUCAAGAAGCAAGUCUUCUGGGCAAUGCUGAAAGCCAUCCGUAUCGAGGGCCGUUUCAGGAUCUCUGUGGCGGUUUAUGAAGGAUCAUGUUUGCCCCUUAGCAGCGCGUGGGCGGCAAUAUGAUCGAGCCCCUUGUUGUAUUGCACGCGGGAGUGCGGCGGUAACACGCUCAAGGGCUUUCAAGGAGAUGUCUCGUCCGAAUGAGACUCAACGGGGUUGGUAUUUUUGUCAUGAUUUGCUUGGGGUGCGUAAAACCUUUGUCUGUGGCGUUUUGAGGCAUUAUUGGGGCCACAAGCGGCGCCUGGAGUCUAUUGACGGUUUUUUCUUUUUGAGGUAUUUGCAGCAUGCUUUCUGUGUUUGAGCGUGAUUACUGGUAUUUGGGUAACUGACAUUAUCGACGUAUCUGCGACAUGGAGGACAUGUCGCUCUUAAUACAUGGGCACAUGAUGAUGUCUUCAGAGUUUUGCGGGUACAAUGCCUCAAGGUUCUCGGGUGCUUGGCUUAGACUGACCAACAAAAAACGACUGUCUGCGAUACCACAGAGGGCAUCUCGCGCGAUUGUACUUAGAGGGAAUAAUCCUUGUUCAGCUAAGGUGCUCAGUUACCAUGAGCAAAGACAGUAUAAGAGACACCGCAGCACUCGCUUGGCUCAUAAACUCGACUCCCCGGUCUAUCUCCUGAACG